Messenger RNA from Bombus pascuorum, 1261 nucleotides. It is a transcript of the gene MagR, whose product is annotated as iron-sulfur cluster assembly 1 homolog, mitochondrial. Gene Ontology annotation, molecular function: 2 iron, 2 sulfur cluster binding. Gene Ontology annotation, cellular component: mitochondrion; cytoplasm. Bases 16 to 408 code for a protein of 130 amino acids. Gene Ontology annotation, biological process: iron-sulfur cluster assembly. The transcript has 3 exons. Lineage: Eukaryota; Metazoa; Arthropoda; Insecta; Hymenoptera; Apidae. The record is from RefSeq and is a predicted model, not a curated record.
UGUUACAAGAUCAAUAUGGCAUCUUCCGUAGCUGCUGCAGCUACUGUUCGUGCUGUCAAAGGUAGAAAAAUACUUGCUACACGAGCUGCGCUUACGUUAACAUCAAGUGCAGUAAAAAAAGUUAAGGAAUUAUUAAAAGACAAAAACGAAUUUAUUGGUUUAAGGGUCAGUGUGAAACAACGAGGAUGUAAUGGUCUAAGUUAUACUCUUGAUUAUGCCAAAGAAAAAUGUAAACUCGAUGAGGAGGUUGUUCAAGAUGGAGUUCGCAUUAUGAUUGACAAAAAGGCACAGUUGUCUCUGCUAGGUACUGAAAUGGAUUAUGUGGAAACUAAAUUAAGUUCCGAAUUUGUUUUCAAUAAUCCAAAUAUCAAAGGGACUUGUGGAUGCGGAGAAAGUUUCUCUGUUUAGUAAACUUAAAAAAUUGUAGUUAAUACAGAUUACUUAAUUAUCACAAAUUUUAGUAAAAUGUGAUUUCAUAAAAAAAUAAGGUAUAAUAUAAUAUAAACAAAAUAUUUUACAAAUUUCCAUUGGUUCAGAUAUUUAUAGAUUUAUAUAUCAUUAUAGAUUUAUAUAUCACAUUUGUUCUGUAUACCUUAAAUUAGAUUUGGCAAUAUUAUAUGGCUUGUUAUCGUGGUAAAUUCAUUUCAUUAUCUUUUUUCUGUUUAAAUAAUAAAUUUUGUUGAUUAUAUGUAUACGUAUAUAAUUGUAUACUAUAUGUAUACAUAUAUAAUAAAAAUUAAUCGAUUACUAAUUCAAAAGAUUCUGAUUCCGAUAAAAAAACAUCUUUCAACAUUAUUAACGUUUUCUUGUAAAAUAUUAUUACAUAUAUAAACCGUAUUUGUUGAUAAAUUAUACAGAUAAAAUACGUGAGUUGUAUAACAUGAAUUAUUGAAUGUUUAUAAUAUUUUGUAUUUAUUUUGUGACUCAGUACCGUAUAUAGGAUGCUUCGUAUGAUAUGUAUACAUUCUUAAUAAUUAAUAUGAAACAAUAUUCUGUCUGUUACAAUGAGUCUCCUAUAAAAAUUCAUGUAUCAUUCUACAUCGUACGUGUGUACUUUUGUAUUUAGACGAUUAUUAGGAUUAUAUGUUAUACGUAUUUAUUAACAAUAAAUAUAUAUGUAUAUAAUUAUACAUGUAUAUAUAUGUGCGUGCAUGUAUGUAUAUAUAUGUACAGCAAGAUUUAUAAAAGAAUAAAAUAAUGCUCAAAGAGUAUGACAGUGAAAUCAUAAAGCGUAAUAAAGGUACUAUUCGUUCAAACUUUA